AGUUGCAGUAAAAUAUGUUUUGGGGAUGAUAUUGGGCUUGACUCAUGCUCUAAUGAAGACAGAGAAGUGCCUGGACUGUCUGAUGAUGCACAAUGGACUGUGAUUGAUAUCUUGAAUGUGCAAUUCAGUCUCUGCCCUGAAGAAACUGCUGAACUGUGUAAUUCAUUGUCCUUGAAUGGUUCGAACAAGAGUCCAAAAGCCUGAAAGUUUUUGGUCUCAGCUUAUUGAGACAAUUCUCACUCUGACUGAUAUCAGGAAAGGAUUCAGAAAUCUAACUACUAGUGGAUUCUUUUUCUGACUACACCCCAAAAUAUGAGAUUUCCUCCAAGAAUUCAUUGGUUUACUGUUGGAAGUCAGAAAAAAAAAGGGAAACAUACUCCUUAAGAUGUUUUACAGAAAUUAAAGGAUUGAAGUUUUAAGUUGCCUUGGAGAAUACAUUAUAAACCACAAUAUGAUUUAUGAAAUAAAAUAGUUAAUUUGACAAAAAAAAAAAAAAAAAAGUUCAUAUUACACAGAGGAUGUGUUGUAGUUAUGAUUUACUAAAAAAAAAAUAAUUCACUGUAAAAUAUAUAUCAAAGCCAUAUACAAACUUGAUUUCUACAACAAAUCUAAGAACUACAGAAAAAUACCUGGAAAAUAUUUUCUGCAGAUGAUGUAAAUUUUCUCAUUGUAUAGCUGCUUAGGAUGAGUCUGGCAUCAUUCUAACUUAAAAUGGCCCCAAAACAAGUAGGUGACUAAACUAACAGAGAGAGGAGGAAAAGACCAGUGCUUUUCAAGCAGAGUGCCAUAAAUGGCCAAAUUACAUUAAUAAAGUAUACAGUAAUCGAAAUUCAUUUGAUCUGCAAUUAUGAUGCAAAAGACAAAGAUCUAAGGUAGAAGAGACAUACCAUUAGCAAGGAAUUGCACUGGGAGCAUUGCAAACACCAACCCCAAAGACUGUGUCACUAGCACUGACUGCUUUGCAUUCAAGACGAACUUGUUGGUACACAAAUUACAAAUGCAUUGGGUGCCUCUGGGCCUGGGGCAGCCUGGAAGAGUAUAAAAGCCCAUCCAACAUUAAGCUCCCUCAUCCACUUCUCUUGCCUUCUCCUCCUUGGUGAAAAAGGUGCGCCUCCAUCCCACAGCCAUGUCGUGCUACGAUCUGUGCCGUCCCUGUGGGCCAACCCCACUUGCCAACAGCUGCAACGAGCCCUGUGUCCGGCAGUGCCAGGACUCCCGUGUGGUGAUUGAACCAUCUCCCGUGGUGGUGACCCUGCCCGGCCCCAUCCUCAGCUCCUUCCCCCAGAACACCGCUGUGGGAUCCACCACCUCAGCUGCCGUUGGCAGCAUACUGAGUGCUGAGGGAGUGCCCAUCUCCUCUGGAGGUUUUGGCCUCUCUGGCUUUGGUGGCCGCUACUAUGGCAGGAGGUGCCUGCCCUGCUAAAGCCCAUGAGGACGUCCAGUGAGAGCAUCGACCACGAAGCCCGAAGCCAGGUGCUGGACUGAAGACGGAGCUGCUGGCCAGAGUUUCCAGAUGGGCUGAGCACCCUCGUGGCCUCCUGCAGAGCAGAGAGGGAAGCCAGGGUGCCAGCCUGCGCUGUCUGGAAACAUGGCCAGCAGAUAUCUUCUUCUCCCACUUUCUUCAUUGCAUGACAAGUCCUUGUUUUCUGCUGCUGUUCUGUGCCAUUGGUUCAUCUGGAAGCAAGUCAAGAGUGUCCUGUUUGUUCUUCCUCUUCCCAUGUGAGGGAGGAAGACAUGCAACCCAUUGUGUUGAAGUGGGAUCUGACUGCCAGCUCUCCUUGUGGCAGCUAGGACUGGAUCCCUUCCUCCAUGUGCUGCUUUGAUUCCUUCUUCAGACUCAUUAAAGUUUAUG
This is a messenger RNA of Anas platyrhynchos (mallard), 1852 nucleotides long. The record is from RefSeq and is a predicted model, not a curated record. Lineage: Eukaryota; Metazoa; Chordata; Aves; Anseriformes; Anatidae.